Molecule: messenger RNA, 473 nt
Organism: Paramormyrops kingsleyae
Lineage: Eukaryota; Metazoa; Chordata; Actinopteri; Osteoglossiformes; Mormyridae
Gene: rpl39
Product: ribosomal protein L39
Biological process (GO): translation
Cellular component (GO): cytosolic large ribosomal subunit; ribosome
Molecular function (GO): structural constituent of ribosome
Source: RefSeq, a predicted model, not a curated record
AGCCAGCAGGUGGCAGUAGCGUGGUUGCACUACAGGCGCCGGGCUAUGAAAGGCUGGACACGCCCCCAGUGGAGUCUCCAUGUUCCGGUCGUUACCCAGAGUUCUCUCUCUUCGGCAGGCGCCAUUGUGGUCGUAGGAUUCUCGAUCGGCCAUGUCGUCGCACAAGACUUUCCGGAUCAAGCGCUUCCUGGCAAAGAAGCAGAAGCAGAACAGACCGAUCCCGCAGUGGAUCAGGAUGAAGACCGGCAACAAGAUCAGAUACAACUCCAAGAGGAGACACUGGAGGAGAACCAAGCUGGGACUGUAAUUGCCCACCUCCUGCACCCCAGCACCCACAGGCUCUCCUCCACUUUGUCGGGAGAUGUUUGCACCCAGACCUGCAGAGAAGCCAUGGCCAUCCCAGAAGUGGUGUCUAAUUUUUCUACAGACGUUGCUUGUCAGUUUGCCGACAAUAAAGUGAGGAAAUGAGCAAA